UUCAACCAGCUGAGAGGCCGUUUUGUUUGACAGGAGAAUUUGUUAUUUUCUUCUCUGCCUCUCGCGAACUUGAAGAGCACGGAGGAAGAGGCCCUCGAAAGUGCCCUCUUAAUCCUCAAGCCAUCCUCUGGCAGCUGGGCAGGGGAUGGACGUAAGCUGUGCUGACCAUGGCCGAAAAAGCAGCACCCACUGUUUUCUGCGAGGAGGUCUUCGACGAGAACAGUUUACCAUCAGAAGACGAAAUUCGAGAUUAUGCGUUGAAAAUUGGAAUCCAGCCAGACAAGGAACCACACCUGCUUUCCCUGGCCAAAGAUGGUCUGAUGAAGGCGCUUCCCAGCGGCUGGACCCCAUGUUUUGACCACCGAAAAAAGGCUUGGUACUACUUUAACUACGAAAAUGGCACUUCGCAAUGGGAGCACCCACUAGACGGUGUUUACCGUGACCUGGUCAAGAAGACGAGGCAGGAAUCCCUCAGCUCUGGUGGUGAUGACAUCUCCUCACUCAAGGAUGACCUCAAAAGUCUCGACGACGCCUCCAGUCUCUCAAAGGGAGGCUACGUUGGAUCUGGCGCCCUCCUCCGCAGAGCCACCACUCAAUUGGGGCCACUCAAAAAUAUGCCAUCAAAGCUUGAACCAAUCUUCAUGGUGGACCAAAAUAAUCUGCUGUCACCUAACUUUAAAAUGACGCCUCGUCCUCCACCAAGUCCAACACCUCUCAGUUCAGAGGGCGGAGACAUCUCUGUCAAAGAUGAGCCACCACAGAAAACCGCGCCAGGUAGAACGGAACUGAAAGUAUCAGGUGGAGGAUCAAGCUUUCUAAAAAAGGUGGCGCCUCAGCCGUCAACAGACACAUCCUCGUCAGAAGGUGUUGAGGACAAAGCUGUGACGGUCAUCAAAGGCUCCACAUUGGAACCGACAAGAGGCAUUCUGAGAGAUAAGUCACCACAAAGAAUUUUACAGGAUGGAAUCUCAGAUAAAAUCUCUGAUGGAGAAGACGAAAAGAAAAGCGUUCGGUUUAAUUUAGUGGAAGGCGCAGGAGUGCAAAUUAGAGUUUUUGAGGAAGAAGACAGUGAAAGCAAAGAGACGGAACUAGAGGAGAAACAAUUAGUUACGAUUGAGCCGGUUAAGGAAAUGUUUCAAAAGCCAGACUUUGACUUUAUGGCUGAACUAGAUGAUGAAGAAGAAGACGAAGAGGAUGUUUGGAUUUUUGAUAAAAAUUUAAAAGUUGAAACUGAUUUGAACAAGAACCAAUCCAGUAAUGUGGUCAUCGAAGAAAUUUUGUCUGAAAAUGAUAAUGGAGUUGAAGUGAAUGCAAACUUUGAGACGCAACAGCAAAAGCUGCAGAUCGAGAUGGAUGAAAGGAUUUUCAAGGUGAAAGAGUCUUUGGAGAAACAAGAGGCAGAGAGCAUCAAUAAGCUAGUUGAAGCAAAAGAGGCCAUGGUCAGACAGAUGGAAGUCAAGAUCGAAGCCGAGUUGAAAAACCGUGAGAAGAACAUCAGAGAAGGGGCAGAGCGAACACUCGAAAAGCUGAGAGACGAGCUUGCCUCAACAAUGGAGAAGCAGCUUUCGGCCAUAAAAGUAGAAAAGCAGGUUGCCAUUGACUUGGAAAAGUCGGAAAUGAAGAAAUAUCGAGAGACGCUAGCUGCUAAUUUGGCACAUUUAAAAUCCGAGUUAGAUUUAGAGUUUGAGACUAAAUUUCUAAAAAACAAAGCGGAACUUGAAAAGGAGCACGAAGAAAAAUUAAACAGUCUGAGAGAUCAGUUUGACUCCACUUUAAAGAACAAUCUGGUGGAACAGAAAAAGCUAAAGCAGGCAGACCUUCAGAAACAACUUGAAAGCCUAGAGGCGGACCAAGCGGGAAAAUUGCAAACCCAGCAUGAGCAGAGAUUAAAAGAGAAAAAGGCGGAGUUCGAAAGACAACUAAAGGAUGAGUUGGCCAGAUUGCAACGGGAGGCUCAAUCUGAAAAGCAUAAAAAAAUGGUUGCCCUCAAGGAAGAUAUGGACCGGCAGCUGGAUAAGGCUCGAAAUGGUCUUCGAGAAGAUCACAACAAGAUCCUGGACAAAAUCAAGACAGACCAGUUGAUUUCUAUUGAAACUCUGCGGAUGGCUCUUCAGAAGGAGGAAGAGGAGAUGCACGUCAUGCAUAGGAGUAAACUGGCAGCCCUGAGUGAAAAGUUGAACGCAGAGUAUGAGGCGCGUCUCAAGCGCCUCAAAGAGAUUGCGGACCGAAAGACUAGGCUGCUGGAAGAGGAGGACGCGCGUGCCUCCAGAUAUGAGCACCAGGGCGCCAUCGCUCCACCCAGGAGCUUUGCUGAGACUGAAACUUUGAGCAACCAAAGAUGCGAGCACCUCCAGAGACAGGUGGAGCUUUUGUCCAUCAAGCUGAAGGACUGCCGAAAGCAGUUAGAGGAGGCUCGAGCUCUUCGACCGGACGACCGAGUUUUUGAAAAGAUGCGUUGUGAGAAGCGGCUGCUGGAGGACAAAUAUCGCACCCUCAAGGAUAAGUAUGUCCGACUCAAAACAGACGUGAAGCAGACUCUGGAGAAACGCAAUAAGAAGCGAUUGGCUGUGUCAAGCAAUGCUGGCGGCGCCACCACAGGUUCCGAGACGGACCGCUCUAGUUCCCAGCGCGUCGGCAAACAGUCCAGAAUAAAAAUUGUGGAGACCGCUGCUUCGGUUGGCGCCGAGUCUGCCUCUGAGGCCAACAACAAUAUCAACAAUAACAGCAGUGCCAUUGACAGUACCUUGGCCAGCAGUCUGAAGGAGAGUCUUGUGGUGUCACCACCACCUACCGACUCAAGUGAUCGCACCUCACCGCCUGUCAUGCAGCUGAGAAAGGCUAAGCGCCACCAGAGCAAACUCAAAUCCUGCUCCACGCCGAGACUGGACAGAGGCAGGGACACACUUGUCAACCCUGUUGAAAACCUCAGGUCGCAGCUGCAGCAACUCGAGGACCUUGAAGACUUAUUCCCAGCCUCCACCCAUGUGGACACUUACCUGCGCUACCCUUUCCCUGAAGCAGGUCAAGUGGGCAGUUGCGAGUUAGAGUUUUUCCGGCACCGAAUACAUUUAGAGAGGGAUUCGGUUCAAAAGGCCAAAGCCUUUCUCAAACAGCAGCGGCACACUUUUGCAAAUCGACAGAGAGAACUUCACAAACGCCAGUCUCAGAUGACCCUCAGCCCGAGUCCGUCUUCUUCAAGGCUGCACUCGGAACUUGCCAAGGAUGCCGUCAUCCAAGAGGAAAGAGAGUUGUCUGAGAUGGAGGUGAGUCUGCACAGAACACGCAGCCUUUUGGGUGAGAAAAUCAUCAGACUGAGGCAAUUGGAGCACUCCCUGCAGCAGCUCUCUUCCACGGCUAAUAGAAACAAGUCAACUGACGCCACCCUCAGUGACUUGUCAUCGCACAGUGGCAGUUCCGGCUUCAGCAGCAAUGACCACGCCAAUGACACCAAAACUGGGCACAAUCCAAAGUGUCCAAAACACUCUGAAUCAAGCGAAAUUAUCAGGAGUUUGGAAACGCUCAACUCGGACAUCAGAAGCUUGUGGGAUCUCUUGCAGAGACACAAUGUAGAAAAAAUCCCAACUGGCCCCCCACCUUUACUAGUCCCUGGAUCAGAGUCCCCUUGGCCUGCCCUUGCCAACUUAGCAGAGCAACUGCAGCAAAUUCGUCUGCAACAGCAGGUGGCUUCGAACAACAACCUUGCCGCAGUCAGUGGGUCUGCUAUCAGUCUGGCCGAGCGGGCCCAAGGGCUGCGUGACUGGCUUCGUCGGACAAAACUCGAUUCCGUUCAGAGCAAUUCUUCAAAAAAUUGAACCUUUAAAUAUUUUUUGAUCUCUUUUUUAUUUGUAUUUGUUGAUCUCAUAACUUGACUGAUUUUUAUUUUUUUACAAAUUUUAUUUUAUUUUUACAAUUUUAAUUCAAAACUUUUGUUCUUUACCUCUCAUGGAAUCACGUGAUAGAAUUACACAACAUGUUUGUGAUGUUAACGACUGCAAGUAGGGCGAGAUUUUUGCAAGUUGAGGGAGCUCUAGGCCAAGUGUACACUUCUAAAGAUAUUCCUAGCUCAUUUAGAGUGAGAAGUCUCAAAGUAUUGCCACACGCAGCAAUAUACUCAUUGAAUAAUAAAUUAUAUCCUAUAAUUAACUUUAGAAUACGGAUGCAUUGGGAAUACAGCUCUUUGAUAAUUGCUUCAUGUUCGAACCAUAUUUUCGAGAAAAACUAAAGAUCUCUAGUCUACUAUAAUACCAAUGUUUAACUAUUGUCCAUUCCAUAGAAGGCCUACCAAUUGAAAACUUGACCUUUAUUACACUCGUCUUUAUCUAGAAAGAGGUACUAUUGUGCCCUGGAUGCAAUUCUAUCUUGUUAUGAAAAAAAAUUAUAUUAUUAUUCCUUCUCAUAAAAUUUAAUCCUGGAAAAUCGUUUCCACCAAAAAAAGUCACGAUAUAUCAAAAAACUAGUAGGUGUUUGUACUCUCGAAUAAUUGAAAAAAAUGGUGCUUGUGUAUUCAUGCGCAAUUCAAAGCUCUCUAUAGCCAUUAAAAAAUGAAUUAAAUAUUUUGAAAGUUUGAAACCUAAAAAUUUAGGAAACACGACCUAGUUCGUCAUUAAAAACCGGUUUUUAAUUGCACUGUUUUGAUUUUUUUAAAUGCAAUAAUCUCACGUAUCAUUCUAAAUUAAUUUUAAAUAAAUGUUCAAAAUAUCAUCUCGUGUGUCAGAUUUAAAAAACAGAUCCAAAACUACUAUGAUGUUAGUGCCAAAAACGCAUUUCACAAAUUUUCCCACAACAAAAUAUUCCUUUGAAGGAUGCAGUUUGAAUUAUUAUAGUAUUAUGAUGUUCAAAAUUGUAAUUAAAUUAUUACACUUCUUGUAUUAUCCAAAAAAUUCUCAAAGAUUUUGUUCGUGCAUGUGUUCUCUACUGCACUUAUUAAUGGAAUAAAGUUAUU
Neocloeon triangulifer is the source of this 4942-nucleotide messenger RNA. It is a transcript of the gene Cep164, whose product is annotated as centrosomal protein of 164 kDa. The record is from RefSeq and is a predicted model, not a curated record. NCBI's taxonomy places the organism in Eukaryota, Metazoa, Arthropoda, Insecta, Ephemeroptera, Baetidae. Gene Ontology annotation, molecular function: protein binding. The transcript is spliced from 13 exons. The coding region runs from base 168 to 3812 and encodes 1214 amino acids.